Trichophyton rubrum CBS 118892 is the source of this 990-nucleotide messenger RNA. RefSeq lists its product as uncharacterized. The transcript is spliced from 2 exons. NCBI's taxonomy places the organism in Eukaryota, Fungi, Ascomycota, Eurotiomycetes, Onygenales, Arthrodermataceae. Bases 1 to 990 code for a protein of 329 amino acids. The record is from RefSeq and is a predicted model, not a curated record.
AUGGCGUUUGCGUCCUUUGAACUCUCCUUAGCUUUUACGGGGUUUUUGUCCAGGGUAGCCCUCGGGAUACCCUCGGCUAAGGAUCACAAGGGUCCCAAGGGUCUCAGCCUGCCCCUGCCCCUCAAGCACAGGUUGCCAAUGACCCCUGGUCUACUCCAUGUGGAAGCGGCGGCAGUGGUGGCAGCGGAGGAAGCGGAGGAAGUGCCCCUCCAGCCACUGAUCCAUGGGCUACGCUCGGCGGCAGCGGAGGGGCAGGAAGCACCCCCAAUACUGGAACCGGAAACCCUUCGACUGGAGGAGGACCUUCGAACAACUAGCCCAUCCAACAAAAUGUCCAAAUUGCAACCACUUCGAGCUGCAACUCCGAUAGCGGAAAGGUCUAUGAGGUCGCAGAUGGUAGCUAGUUCAAGCUCCAGUGUGUUACUCACAACUAGUUCACCACCAACAAGAACAGAAUCACCGCGUCAAGUUACCAGGAUUGUGUUGAUCAGUGCAGCUCCACCGAUGGUUGUGAGGCUGUCACCUACGAGCACGCGAACGGCGCCUGUGACAUUAUCCGCCAUUGAGAAGAGGAACCUUUGCUCCGUUGAAUGUCCCAUAACCGACGGUAUGAUCUAUACCACUGAUCAUGGCGAGGUCUACAAGAUGUCUUGCGGCAAGAGACAUGUUACUACCCCUAUCGGCGGAGAGAUUGUGAGCAGCCUGGAGCAGUGCAUGGAUACCUGCUCUUCCGUUCUCCAGUGCCACAGUGUCGACUACCACUCUCGAACCAAGAAGUGUUACCAGUCCAACCACCAAAGCGACCCAACCAUCCAAGCUUCCGGAUUCGCGAGUGAACACUCCCUUGGCUGUGCCAAUACCUUCAAUGGUGGCUGCGGCUGCUCUUCCAGAGCUUGCAACAGAAGAUUACCACUUCCGCAGCAUAUACAGGUUGCUAGACGUCAAAUCCAUGCUCAUGAUGUAUUUAAGCCAACAUUUCUCCAGUUGUAG